Xenopus laevis (African clawed frog) is the source of this 4841-nucleotide messenger RNA. It is a transcript of the gene prc1.S, whose product is annotated as protein regulator of cytokinesis 1 S homeolog. NCBI's taxonomy places the organism in Eukaryota, Metazoa, Chordata, Amphibia, Anura, Pipidae. The record is from RefSeq and is a predicted model, not a curated record. Gene Ontology annotation, molecular function: microtubule binding. The transcript is spliced from 14 exons. Gene Ontology annotation, biological process: mitotic spindle midzone assembly; microtubule cytoskeleton organization. The coding region runs from base 193 to 1896 and encodes 567 amino acids. Gene Ontology annotation, cellular component: spindle; microtubule cytoskeleton; mitotic spindle midzone.
GUUGCCACGGUGACUUCUGACGUCUUGGCGGAGAACCAAUCAGAGAGAAGCGUCUUUCUGCUUUGUGGCAAGUUUGAAAACAAAUUUUUGUGUGAGGUAAGAAAACGGUCGCGGCGCUGAUAGAAAGAAGGACUGAGAAGGCAAAGGGACUGAGAGCCGCGGAGUAGAGCUGGGAGGGAAGAGGUAUCCGCCAUGAGAAAAAGUGAGGCAAUAGCUGCUGAAUCGGUAGCAUGUUUAAAUUCAGCACUUACUCGUCUUCGAGAUAUUUGGGAAGAAAUCGGCAUACCAGAAGAUCAACGACUGCAAAGGACUGAUGCUGUUAAGAGACAUGUCCAUCUUCUUCUAACGAGGAUGAUUGAGGAAGAGGAGAAUCUGAAACAGCGUCUCCUAAAGAGUAUUGAUGUGUGCCGAAAAGAACUCGAUACAGUCUGCAUGGAGCUUCAACUCCCACCAUUUGAAGAGGAGGAUACAACAAUUUUACAGCUAGAAAAGGACUUGAGAACAAGAGUAGAAGUUAUGCUUAAACAGAAAAAAGAGAGAAUGCAUGAGUUGAAAUUAUUAAAGGAGCGUGAUCAAGACUUGUGUGAUAUUCUGUGGACCUCUCCAUACCACAUCGACAGUGCAUGUGUUCCAAGUCUCCAGGAGCUGGAUCAGUUUAGGAGGCAUCUGGCUGGGCUUUCUGCCGAAAAGGAACGCCGGGAAGCAGAAUUUAAAAGUACAAAGAAGCAGAUUAUUUCUUGUAUGGAGGAACUGGAUCGUCUUCCUGACACAAGCUUUGAACGUGAUGUAGUUUGUGAGGAUGAGGAAGCUUUCUGCCUUUCUAAAGAGAAUAUUGAUGCAUUGCAACAGCUUCUUAUUCAGUUGGAAGAACAGAAAGUGAAGAAUCAAAUUUUGUGUGAAGAACUAAAGUCUAAAAUUACUGAACUUUGGGAAAGGCUUCAGAUACCUGAAGAAGAACGAGAUUAUUUUGCAGUUCAUAUGACUGGAUCAAAAGGAAAGACUAUUAAAGCAUUGCAGGAGGAAUUGAAUCGCCUUCAGGAAUUAAAGCUGCAGAAUAUAAAACUUAUAGUCGAUGCAAUUAGACUGGAAUUAUCCUCUUACUGGGACAAAUGCUUCUAUAGCACUGGUCAAAGACAAGCUUUUGCACCAUUUAACAGUGAGGAUUACAGUGAAGAUCUGCUGUGUCUUCAUGAUGCUGAAAUAACCCGCAUUAAACAAUACUAUGAGUCACACAAGGAAAUGUUUGAAGGUGUGCAGAAAUGGCAAGAGAACUGGCGUCUAUUCUUAGAAUUUGAUAAAAAAGCUACAGACCCUAAUAGGUUCGCAAAUCGAGGGGGCAAUCUGUUGAAAGAAGAAAAGCAAAGGGCAAAACUGCAGAAAAUGCUUCCAAAGUUGGAAGAAGAGCUGAAAAUGCGCAUUUCUGCAUGGGAGCAAGAACAAGAACAAGAGUUUUUUGUAAAUGAAAAAAAAUUUAUGGACUAUGUUGCAGAACAAUGGGAGACUUUUCAUCAGGAGAAAGAGAGGGAGAAACAAGACCGGCUUAUGAAGAAGAAUCGUCAGCUUGAGGAGGAAAUUCACUAUGGCAGUGCACCAAAAACCCCCAACAAGAGGCGUAUGAUUGCACCCAGUACACCUAGUAAAUGUAGAAAGCUUAAUGGCACAUCCAUCUCCAGUUCCUCCAACAGCACUCUGCGCUCUGCAUUUAGUGGGACGAUUUGUCACUCUCCUGUAUCUCGUCCACCUAUCUGUGCUGGCAAGCCUGGAUUACCCUCACGAACUCCAACCAGAGUGUUCAAAACUCCACAGACAAAGCGGCUAGAAAAGAACAAAGAGAAUAUGUUGCAGUUGAAUGGAACCGCUAUGAGCGCGAGAACUUUCAAAAGCUACAAGAUCUAACACCAAUCCCCAUAUUCUGAAUUCCACUAUUACACAUCCGCCAUUCUAACAGUGUAUGUCCAGCGGAGAAACCAGCAGAGUGUGAGCGAGGCAUGGUACCAAGAUGACUGUGGCUUUCCUGUCCGUAGCCUUAUGCACUGCUUUGAUUGUUCUCUUACAUGAAGGGUGAAUUUACCCCUCCCAUCACCCCUAAUAAGAGGGUGAAUAUGCAUUAGGGCCAGGUUCUAUCCUUCAAAUAUAAAGCAAGCAUCUAUGCACAUUUUGCACUCUUAACUUAAUCUCUUUUGCUAGAUAUAUAAAUAUAUCCAUUAAACACUCAAAUCUGUAAAUGUUGCUUUUUCCACUUGGUGGUAUACAUCUGUUUCUAUUGAGAUUUAAGAUGAACUGUAUAAUAGAAGCUUUAUAAUUCCUUUAUAUGUAUUUUGGGUACAGUUCUCCCAGGCUUUGUAGCUAACGUUUUAUUUGUACAUAUAUGGUUUUUAAUCAUCAUGAAUACCUCUGCACCUCUUUUUUACGGUUGUUUCACAAAGUAUUUCUUUUUUUUCAAAUGAGGUACCCAAUGGUGGUGUGUUUAUUUUCUCUGUAUAUAAUGCUGUUUGUGCUGUAGAAACAUGUAGGAUAUGUAGCUUAACACUACAUUAUAGGCACAAUAUCAGUGGGCUCAGUACAACACACUCUUGCAGUGUUCCUUUGUUAUAAUUGCUUAGCAUCUCCCAUUUGAAUAAAUACAACUAUAUUUACAUAUAAAGGUUGUAACCCUUUCAACAUAACUUAAAGGGGUUUUAUUAACUUAUCAACCCCAUCAAGUAUGCUAUAACUUUUUAAAUGAAGGUCUGCCAUAUUUAGGAGUUGUUGUAUGUGGCAGCAAUUGCCCUUGCAAGAUAAUAUUGAUAGCUGGGAGACUGCAGUUUUAUGUAGUCUUUAUUCCACAGGCUGCAGUAGAAGAACGCUGAUUUUGAAAUGGUGUCCUUUUUUAAAAUGAGGCAUAAGCACGUAAUGAAUAGCAAAUACUCUGUUUUGGGCAGCUAGAACAGUUGUACAAUUUUAUAAACUUUAAUAUAAACCAUCUUUUAAACCAUUUUAAAAGCUAGUUAAAUAUCUAUUUUUGCCAACGAUUAGUUUUCGACAAAGGUCUAUUCAAAUGCACUUGAUACUCUAGGAAAGUUCAACAGGGAGAUCUAUUAGUGAAUAUAUUAAAGAAAUGUUAAUAGGAGAAAUGUUUAUAUUUUAGGCAAGAUGUAUCCAACUUACAACCCUCUAGUUGUUUUAAAACUACAACUGCAAGGAGCAGAUUCUAAAAGUUGUAGUUUUAACUACAGUUGGUUGGACAUCCCUGUUUUAUAUAAUCCCCCCUUUUGAUUUUAAUCCUGCAAUACAGAACACUCAUGGUUUGUUCCGUUGCAGUCUUUUUUAGGUUCAGAUCUAGGUUUCUGUAUAUAGGCUGUAUAAUAUACACUAGUGAAUUUAAAUACUGGCAUAUUUAUACAAUGGAGAAAAGAAAAAGUACUCUGAUAGUUGCAAGGUGAGUAACUCACAGGCAACCGUAUCUGAGUGGAGUCAAAUAGCUGCACUGAAUGAAAACCGCAUGUAUUCAUACACAGCAUAUGCUGAACAUCUAGUGGCUUUAGCUGGAAACAACUCUUAAUGCUUCCUACUACAACAGCCUUGUAUGUGCAGUCAGCCUUGUGGGGCAAGAUUUAGGAGUGGCAAGUCAAUUUUGCUUCAGAAGUCAAAAUGGCUCCAACCCGUCACUCGUAUAUUUUUCCCCCAUAAUUAUUUCUAAAGUUUUGUUCCAGUGGUAAAUACAAAUGCAUAGUAACUAGUGAUGGGCGAAUGUGACCGCUUUUGCUUCGCCAAAAUUCAUGUAAUGGCGAAAAUUCAGCAAAAUCCAUUGAAGUUGGUGGGCGUUAAAAUUAUUUUGACGCGCAACAAAUUUUUUUUACCCAUUGGAGUCUCUGUGGGGUCUGGGGGACUAGAAUGUCACAUAAACAUUAAAUAAAUCCAAUAGGUUGGUUUUGCUUCCAAUAAGGAUUCAUUUUAUCUUUGUUACAAAAUACUGUUUUAUUAUUACAGAGAAAAAAAAUGGAUUAUUUGGAUAAAAUGGAGUCUAUGGGAGACUAUGAGCCAUUCCGUAAUUUGGAGCUUUCUGGAUAACGGGUUUCCGGGUAACUGAUCCCAUACCUGUAGUAACUAAUGAGCAAAUAACUUUUCUUAAGAAUAAACAAAUGAAUUGUCUGCUUGCUCUGGGUUGCACCAAUUGUAGGUCAGAGCUGUUAUAGGUUAGAUAGUUAGAAGCACGCUGAUAGGAAAAAUGGACAGAAAUGAAGACAACUUACAGAGUAGGAGGAGGAAAUCAGGUUCCACAGUCUUUCUGCUAGAUCCGCACUCAGUUUUCUAUUCAAGCACUUUCAUCUUAUGUUAUUCAGGAUCAUUUGAACCCCACUAACCAGAUAACUGACUCAUUUCAACUCUGUUGAGCAAAACUUUAAUCAAAAAUCAUAAAACAAUUGGAAGACAAAAUUGUCACUUUGAAAGUUAUUGAUUUGCUUUAUGUUUCAUCGGGGUAUGGAAACUUCUGCAAAUCUCCUAAAAUUCAAUACGUUCAUUACAAUCCCUAUUAUAUUUAAUUGCACAUUAAUUAUUAUGUCUUUAGCGAAGCAGCAUACAAUGCACGUUACACGAGUGUCCUAAAAUUGGCCAUGCACAGGUAAAAUACUUCUAGCCAAUAUAAUAUAGUAUACAUUUUAGUUUCAUUCAUUCACUGCCAUCAUUUUUUAUUUUAGUGAUGAGUGAAAAGUAUUUUCCAAAUGCCUUUUGUUUAGUGUUUUCUGUAAUUCAAGAAAAUCUUUUGUUUCUGUUCAGUGACCUUGUUUGAACUGAGUGAUAACAUCACACUGACCUUGUACAGUUCCUGUAUAGUAAAUUAAACCUCUACACACUGUUAA